This is a messenger RNA of Dicrocoelium dendriticum, 1419 nucleotides long. NCBI's taxonomy places the organism in Eukaryota, Metazoa, Platyhelminthes, Trematoda, Plagiorchiida, Dicrocoeliidae. The record is from the annotation of a GenBank genome assembly.
AGGUCAGUUGCAAACCAAUUAUCUUCAAACAGGCAAGUAAUCGCCUGUCUGCUCCUUAAGCUAUGUGGAUUCCUUCGCUGUAGGCCAACUCAUUUUCACACGUUGACUGUGACUGUUAGGAUGAAUCCGAAUGACAUGAGCGCUUGGAAUCUAGGUGGGCAACCACCUCAACAACAAUACCCAGGAUAUCCGGGUUAUCCAUCCGGUCCAGCAGGCGGCGGCCCAGGUUACCCUCCGCAAAGUUACCCAGGUGGUCCGGCCGGGGGAGUACCCGGUUACCCUUCACAAGGAUAUCCAAGUGAUCAGACUGGAGGAAUCCCUGGAUACGCUUCACAAGGAUACCCACCCGGCCCAGCACAAGGUUACCCACCAGCUCCAGCUGGAGGUCCUGCUGCUGGCUUUCCACAAGGCUAUCCAGGCGGACAAUCCAUGGGGACACCUGGCGGGCCCCUGACUGGAGGUCUGGGCGCUUGUGGCGCAGGCUUCCCAUCCGGACAAUCGUCUGUUGUCCCCGGACAUUUUAUGUCUAAUUACGGUCAACCACAGGCUGCGGGACCUAACGCGCAACACUCUAGACCGACACUGGUACCCUAUCCGCAUUUCAAGCCCGAGGAGGAUUGCGAGAAGUUGCGCAAGGCGAUGAAAGGCUUGGGCACUGACGAGAAAGCCAUAAUCGACGUAUUCGCACAUAGAACAGCUGAUCAACGUGUGCAGAUUGUGAACAAGUUCAAGACCAUGUACGGCAAAGAUUUGGUCAAGGAGUUGAAGUCGGAGUUAUCUGGGCACUUUGAGGAUGUGGUCGAGGCAAUGUGUUACCCGCUGGACGAAUUCGAUGCCAGGGAGUUAAGGCGCGCAAUGGAGGGGGCUGGUACCGAUGAGGACACGUUGAUUGAAAUCUUAUGCUCCCGGAACAACGCACAGAUACGAAAAAUUAAAGAAACCUAUUCAAGAGUGUUCAAAGGACGCGAUCUGGAGAAGGAUUUGAUCAAGGAAACAUCUGGGCAUUUCAAGCGCAUUCUGGUUAGUUUGGUUCAGGCAAAUCGUGACGAAAGUACCACAGUGGAUCCAAACGCCGUGCAACAAGACGCGAUGGCAUUGUACAAUGCUGGGGAGAAACAGCUGGGCACAGACGAAUCCACAUUCAAUCUCAUUCUGGUUUCCAAGUCAGAAGCCCAUGUGCGUGCGGUUAUAGAGGUAUAUGGGUCAAUUAGCAAACGUGACUUUGAAACUGCCCUCAAAUCAGAGAUGAGCGGUGAUCUACUGCAAUCGUUUCUGAGCGUCAGUAAGUUGAACAGUAAUAGCUUGUCGAAUUUUUUCAAUCACUAUGCAUUGUUAGCUGCACAGAUUUUACGAUUUUUCUGUCCUUGCUCCUCGGCGGUGGCAUCGUUUACCGCGGGUCUAUACCAAUUAUUACUUUAA